Messenger RNA from Guyanagaster necrorhizus, 803 nucleotides. RefSeq lists its product as uncharacterized. The transcript is spliced from 4 exons. The record is from RefSeq and is a predicted model, not a curated record. Lineage: Eukaryota; Fungi; Basidiomycota; Agaricomycetes; Agaricales; Physalacriaceae. The coding region runs from base 141 to 578 and encodes 145 amino acids.
CUAUUGUUAUCAUCAUACAUUUCUUACGACCCUCGAAACGUUUCAUCACUCAUGGGCUAUUUUGAUUGCAUGGGCUAUCAUGAAAGCUGCUGUUCCCUUCCCGGCGCUUUUCCUCUCAACACCAUCACGACAGGUUCACCAUGGCGAAUGCUCCCGUUGUACUUUUCCUUAUACCUGCUUUGGCCAUUUCGUUGGCUGUCACUGUACCACUGGUCGGAAUUCUUGUUCGAUUCAGAGCCAAUUAUACGCCUAAAAGUCGAAUCGCACUUAACGAAGAGAAUGCUACACCAUUAGGAUUCUUCACAUAUACAUACUGGGGCAUGGCGAGGCGGAUAUAUCGCAUUGAGGGUUGGAAAGGGUUCUUCAAGGGAUAUGCCCCUCCAUUUUUCGUCCUUCUUUGCAUUUACAUGGGAGUGGUGCCCACAGUCUAUCAACCUAUUUGCCGAGGUAUUCCCCUGAUUCACCCGACUGGCAUUAUCUGUAUCAUGGUGUCCAUCUCAUUGUCUAUGAUCCUCGAUGUUCCGUGCAGAGUGAUUCUUUAUCGGUAUGUUUUUCGCUUGCUGAAAACGCUGUGCUAAACCAUAUACUAUCAAUAAUUCCAUGGCAACCCCAUAUGAUUUGAGUGUUCUCCAUCCUGUACGGUCUUGGAAUGCUUUGCGUGCUCCGGCAUUGUCUCCUCCAGGCCUACUUGGAGCAACGGCUUUCAUUUCAGUCUUUUAUUCUGCCGCGAUUUUAGUCGGGCCCAUUAGAUAUCUCUUUCUCACCUGGGCAAACCAGUUGACGGAUCCUGUCAGCAACCUACC